This is a messenger RNA of Scatophagus argus, 5058 nucleotides long. RefSeq names its product dystrobrevin, alpha (gene dtna). Gene Ontology annotation, molecular function: zinc ion binding. The record is from RefSeq and is a predicted model, not a curated record. The coding region runs from base 1590 to 3791 and encodes 733 amino acids. Gene Ontology annotation, biological process: synaptic signaling. Gene Ontology annotation, cellular component: synapse; plasma membrane. The transcript is spliced from 25 exons. Lineage: Eukaryota; Metazoa; Chordata; Actinopteri; Scatophagidae.
UUGUUGCAAGUGCGCUACUGCAGCUGCUGGAGGUUGGCAAGCACAGGAGGAGCGAAUUUAACCUACUUUGUCACUCUGGAUAAUUUGAGUUUCCCGAUCAAGUUAACAGUGAUCAGAAACGGGGAUGUGCUAGUACAAAAACAUAGGAAAUGGAGUAGUGUGUGCACGCAGGUAUUUAUGUAACACUGAGACCUUUUGUCUCUCGUACGCACAGGUGUCUCUGACAGGUGAUGCCUGAGCUGAGUAUUUACCAUCAGGUGCCUGUUGCCUUUGCUGUCCUUAUACCUUUGGCCAGUACUGCUGUGGUGGAAUUCUGUUAUUCUUAAUGUCUAAAAGGCAACAGUGACAUUGUCUGUGCCCAGCAGUACAUCUUCAUUUAAGCUUUUUGUUGAAAUGCAAAUCCUGUCUUGGCUUUCACAUCACCGUGAAACAAAUGGAAAUUUCUGUUUCUGCGAUCUUUUUUUCAUGUGUCAACAAAUUUACCCUUUUUAGUUUAGUGCAAAGAACUCAAAACAGUGUUGUAAACAAAAUCACAACACCAGCAAAUUGUAAAUUUGUAGCUGCACUCUCUUUCAACAUCAGGGACCCAGAGUUUUGGCCUUAUCACAGCUGAAACCAUGGUGAUCAUCAGCAGGGGACGGAGAGCACAGGGCCCUCCAGCAGACAUCUCUGGCUGGUACCAGACAGGAACAGAAAACUGUUUCACUACCUACACAGCAAAACACUAAACAUGUCAUCUGGCUGUGCUGACCUCCAGCUGAUUAACCUUAAGUCAAUGGUGCAGCUUUUUUUUUAUUCCUGUCAGGGGAUGGUGUUUAGAUUCCAGUGUAGUUUAUAGUUUGGUGAUGUAAAAAUAACUCUGGCCAAUCAGUGGUAACAGCUGUGAUGUACUGUACUGAGCCAACCAAACACAGAUUGCUCUCUAACUCAAGUAAGUGCUUGUGUUUGGAAAUGUUACAUGACAGUCUGUUCCCAGUACAUAAAGGAGCACAUAAAUUAACAACACUGUACAUAAUAUUUUAUUGAGCUGCUACAGAAAUAGACUCACGCUGUGAAUAACUGUCUAAUAAGGCAUUUUUUGUUGCUGACUUGACAUGCACUUGAAUACUUGACCAACACAAGUUCGUGCAGCACUAAAAGACAGAGUGAGUCAUUGCUGUGGGACUCUUGGUUUGCUUUUGGCAGUGCAUAACUCUGUGAGUCUCUCUAUUAUGUUAAUAAUAUCCAAUGAUUUGCUCUUUUAAGGGCAGUUAUUUUCCAAUGCUAAGAGUGUGACAGUGCCACAUAAAAAGAGUAAUGUUUGCUGGGCACAUGCCAGGAAUGAGGUUUGGGGUCUGCAACUAGAGAGCCAGUAAAGCUCUACAAGAAUGUGGGGCCUUCUCAUUUGUAGUUAAAGAUAGAAGCAGCACAUGCUGUAUCCUCGCUGGCAGCUUCUAAUUUCAUGUAUCUUCAAUCAGCCCUGUCCAUUUGGGUUGCUUUUGUUGCAGUGCUUCCUUGUUAGAUAGGAGUUUGCGUUAUGUACAGCUGUUUCUAGAAGGAGGACUUGGCUUUGUAAUAACUCAUCUCAGGCAAGCAAAAGGAACAGGACCAUGGUGCUUUAUAAAAGCUCAUUCUGCUAUUCUGCAAGAAUGAUUGAAGACUACGGGCAGAGCGGUGACAACAUGGCAGAUAGAAGGCAACUGUUUGUCGAGAUGAGGGCUCAAGAUUUGGAUUCCAUAAGAUUAUCGACAUACAGAACAGCCUGCAAACUCAGAUUUGUGCAGAAGAAAUGCAAUUUACAUUUGGUUGACAUUUGGAAUGUCAUUGAGGCUUUCCGAGAGAACGGCAUCAACGCCAUGGACCUUAACGCUGACCUCUCUGUGGCUCGUCUAGAAAUGGUACUGUCCACCAUUUUUUACCAGCUGAACAAGCGCAUGCCCACCACCCACCAGAUCAAUGUGGAACAGUCCAUCAGCUUGCUGCUCAACUUCCUGCUGGCAGCCUAUGACCCGGAGGGCCAUGGCAAGAUAUCUGUCUUUGUUGUGAAGAUGGCCUUAGCAACCAUCUGUGGAGGGAAAAUUCUGGAUAAAUUAAGAUAUAUUUUUUCACAGAUAUCAGAUUCCACUGGAAUAAUGGUGCACCCGCAGUUUGACCAAUUUCUUAGGGAGGUUCUCAAAUUACCUAUGGCGGUUUUUGAGGGACCUUCUUUUGGUUACACGGAACAAGCUGCAAGAAUGUGCUUUGCACAGCAGAAAAAGGUCUCCCUCAAUAUUUUCCUGGAUACAUUGAUGUCAGACCCGCCCCCUCAGUGUCUGGUGUGGUUACCACUCAUGCACCGGCUCGCCAACGUGGAGAACGUCUUUCACCCGGUUGAGUGCUCCUACUGCCAUACUGAGAGUAUGAUGGGCUUCCGCUACCGCUGCCAGCAAUGUCAUAAUUACCAGCUCUGUCAGGACUGCUUCUGGAGGGGGCAUGCCAGCGGUUCCCAUAGCAACCAGCAUCAAAUGAAGGAGUAUACGUCAUGGAAAUCCCCUGCUAAGAAGCUAUCCCAUGCCCUCAGUAAGUCACUGAGCUGUGCAUCCAGCAGAGAGCCUCUUCACCCCAUGUUUCCCGAAAUGCCAGAGAAACCUCUCAACCUAGCUCAUAUUGUAGAUACGUGGCCACCAAGACCAGUGAACAUUACCAAUGACUACUCACUCUCCCACUCCAUGCCGACAUCAGGGAACCCUUACUCCACCAAAAACAAGAAUGAUGUUGUUGAGCAAAGAAAGCCCUUGACUGGGGCUGCUCCACAUCUGUUGAAAGGGAGAGGGUUGAACUACAACCUCGAUGUUGCUGAUAGACUUGCUGACGAACAUGCUCUGAUUGGCCUCUAUGUGAAUCUACUCCAAAACAACCCCAAAACAUGUUUGCUGGAGAGCAGUAACCAUCAGGAUGAGGAGCACAGUCUUAUUGCCCGCUAUGCUGCUAGACUGGCUGCUGAUGCUGCGGCUCAACAGCAGAGGGUCCCCACAGACCUGCCCUGCUAUCUGGAUGCCAACAAACAGCAGAGGCAGCUCAUUGCUGAGCUCGAGAGCAAAAACAGAGAAAUCCUGCAGGAAAUCCAGCGGCUACGCCUUCAGCAUGAGGAGGCUUCCCAGCCACCACCUGACAAAGGUCAGCAGAACCCCACUCUGCUGGCUGAGCUACGUCUUCUCAGGCAACGCAAAGAUGAGCUUGAACAAAGAAUGUCUACUCUGCAGGAGAGUCGCAGGGAACUCAUGGUGCAGCUGGAGCAACUAAUGAUGCUUCUCAAGCUGGAGGAGGAACGGAAACAAGCUACUCAGGGUCCGGGCUCUCCACGCUCUUCCCCCAGCCACACCAUCAGCCGGCCGAUCCCCACACCGAUCCACUCGGACUCUGCUGGCACAACCCCGACUCACACACCUCAGGAUUCACUCAUGGGCGUGGGAGGGGAUGUUCAGGAGGCCUUCGCUCAAGGUCCAAGGAGAAAUUUGAGGAAUGACCUGCUAAUUGCUGCUGACUCCAUCACCAACACAAUGUCAUCACUGGUUAAGGAACUCAAUUCUGAGGGUGGAAGUGAGACUGAAAGCACUGUGGACUCAGACUUUGGACGUGGCGACUUACUGGUCACAACCUCUGCAGGUCCCUUUUUCGUAUAUAAACCAAGUCUUAGGAGUGCUGGUGCUGCAGAGGAGGAGAGCUUUGAGAAUGAUCUGGAUCAGCAGCUGGAGGAUGAGCUGAAGUUGGAGGAGCUAAUGAGGCACAGGCAGGAACCAGACAAAACAUGCAUGGUGACGCUGCAGCAGUGACCGUGUUGGUUCAGGUGACUGGUGAGCAAUAUGAAAAGCAACAAUAGUAGAAGACACUGGACAAGACAACACUGGGCCGACGGUACAGAGCACUGAAAAGAUGAAGAAUUUAAGUUGAAGAAAUGGCCGAAUCCAACCAUAGAAUACAUUUAUGUAAAGAUAUAUUUUUUAACCAACCACAUAUUUAAAGUAAUACUGUGAGCUGAUGUAAAGAGAUUAAUUAGUGAGCUGUCUAUUAUACCACAGGUGCCAUAAAAACCACAUGACUUUGGGAAAUUAUUUCUUAAUUGUUAUUUUUUUUUUUUUUUUUUUUUUUUUUUAUGAGUUGUUCAACAAAUGACUACGCUAUUAUUACAGUGGAAAACAGGAUUCUUUUAAAUUGACGGAGGUGAACCACGUUUAAGUGUUUGUCAUUUGAUUUGAAGCUUAGAUUAUGUCGGAGCUGAAGUUGAAGAUGAUAAAAUUUGCAACAUUUUGUGAGUGUGUAACUCAGACUCACCACUAUUCCAUAGUUUUCUUACUGUUUUUGUCAAGUGGCUUUUGUAUUGUGUUUUUUUUUUUCUUACUUUAUUUUAUUUUAUUAUCUGGACCAGGCCAAUCAUAUUGAUUUGUUUAAUUUGAUACAUAACAAUGGACACUGCCUUAGCUGAUUGGGUGACCUCUCAAAGGAGCUCAUUCAAACUGUCAAUGCAGCAUGUAGCUAACAACAAAACACACCUGUCGAGCAGCAAUGCCAGUUGUCUUCACCGGACAAAUGAGGCUGAACUCAUUAAAUCUGAUGCUGGGGGGGGGGGUCUGCAGAGGGAUUUGGUCUGCAAAUAUGUACACUGUCUACAUAUAAAUUGCCAAUUAAAUCUAGAUGGAUUGGUUCUACUAUCUGGGAGUGUUUUUAAAAUACAAUGAAAAAGUGUAACAUAAAGACUUCCAAAUGACUCAGAUCCUCAAAGGUUUACACUGGUAAGGGCAUUGAACAAAUUGUGUUUACUAUCAAAGGUUUAUGAAUCGCAGUUGCAGAUCGCAGAUCAUUUGCCAUUGUUUCAUCUGUUGGCUCUCACACACGAAUCUCUGUGUGACUUGCACACCAUACACACUCUUGCUGUACUUUCCGAGUGCGUGUGAAACUUUACUCAGUCACUUUGAGACAAAGUGGCCAGCCAAUCUGAAGUUAUAAAUGUGUGAAAUAUAUCUAGUUUGAUUUCUGCGCAAGUUCAUAGCAGUGAUUUUGCAUGGUGGUGAUGCAUAAUAAAGUGUUGACACAAUAUCACAA